Didymosphaeria variabile is the source of this 2193-nucleotide messenger RNA. RefSeq lists its product as uncharacterized. NCBI's taxonomy places the organism in Eukaryota, Fungi, Ascomycota, Dothideomycetes, Pleosporales, Didymosphaeriaceae. The transcript has a single exon. The coding region runs from base 1 to 2193 and encodes 730 amino acids. The record is from RefSeq and is a predicted model, not a curated record. Gene Ontology annotation, molecular function: protein binding.
AUGGGCAAGUAUGACAGGACAAAAGAUGCGGGAGCGUUGGAAAAAGCCAUUAAUCUCCUUGAGAAUGCUCUCCCUCAAACAACGCCUCGGGAUCCAUCCAGAGGAAAGAUCCUUCUAAAGCUUGCAAAUAUGUACCACACCCGGUUCUCCAGCACAAAGGCUAUUGCUGAUCUGGACACAUCGUCUUGGUGGUCAGAAGAAGCCCUUAGGGAAUCCGAAGGUUUGCUGGUAGAACAAACACUUUGCUUGUACCAACUUUCGACAAACUACUUGGACAAGUACCAAAACUCCGAGAAGAAAGAUGUGGCGGAUCUAGACAUGGCCAUUCGACGAGGUGAAGAAGCUCUCUCCAUAACACCGGAUGACUAUGUGCUUCGGGCAAAUUAUCUGUCCUCCAUCUCAAGAGCAUACGGACUCAGAUUCUUUGCGGCACACUCAUGGGAGGAUUGGAAGGAAGCUGUGGCAAAAGCGCAAAAAGCCCUUGACCAUGCUCCAUCUCCUAUGGUUGAUAGGUUGAGACCUUUCCCUGGUUUAUAUCUGCUUUACAGCGGAGCUGGAGAAUGGAUACCUACCUACGAAGCCGCCUGCACUGCCGUAACUCUUAUUUCUCGGCUCACGCCCCGCUUCCUGCAGAACUCGGAUAAGCAACACUUGCUUGCGGAGGUGUGCGCUGGCUUAGCUUCCCAAGCGGCAACGGCGGCAUUAGAGACAAGGAAGUCGCCAUUCGAUGCGAUCAAACUUCUCGAACUUGGACGGGGAGUCAUAUUUAACUCUUUGCAUGAAAUGCGGACCAAUAUCUCCAAUAUCCGGCAGAAACGUCCCAAGUUAGCAGAAAAAUACAUCGAGUAUCGAGACAAGCUUGACGCCCCGACACCCUUGAUGGAAACUGAAUUCAGCGAACGCUAUAUGACGGAUCAGAAGCUUGAGCAAGUAAUACAAGAAAUCAGGAAAGUGCAGGGUUUCGAUCAAUUUCUCUCACCCUUAUCUGAGGAGGAUAUGAUUUCAGCCUCAGCCCCUGGUCCUAUUGUCAUAAUCAAUGUUGAGCACCACCGUUGUGAUGCUUUUAUCAUCCAAAACAAACGGCUCAAGACUUUGCCGCUGCCAUUGCUACGCCGUAGCGAUGUCGAGGUCCUCGGGCAAGAUUUACGUACUUCAGUCGAUCCGGAGUUACUUGAAUGGCUUUGGGAAUCAAUUGCUGAACCAGUCCUUGAUGAGAUAGGCUUCAGAGAAACGCCUUCAGAUGGCUGCUGGCCUCGUAUAUGGUGGAUACCUACCGGGCCCCUGGCCAAAUUUCCCAUCCACGCAGCAGGACGCCAUACCGAUGGAUCAUCCAAUACCGUUCUCGACCGUGCGAUAUCCUCUUACAGCUCUUCUGCAAGGGCGCUAAUUUACAACCGCCGGAGUCAGCCCAAAGUCGGAGAGGAACCGGCACUUGGGCAGAGGAAGGCUAUUCUAGUCUCGAUGCAGGAGACACCGGGUCAGAGAAGCCUCGAAUUUGCGUCACAAGAGAUCGAAGAGCUAAAGACGCUUUGUAGCUCCAUGAAGCUAGAUGUUUGCGUACCUGAACCAACUCGAGAAAGCAUCCUGCCGAUUCUGCGAGACUGCGAGAUAUUCCAUUUUGCUGGCCAUGGACGCGCUCAUCCUUUGGAUCCGGCGAAGAGUGCUUUGAUUCUUCAGGACAGGCCGCUAUCAGUAGAAGAUCUUCUACAGGCCAAUACAAGCAGUCAUUCGGUACCGUUCCUUGCCUAUCUCUCGGCCUGUGGAACGGGGCAAAUCAAGCAUGAAGCCUUGGUGGACGAGGGGCUUCACUUGAUCAGUGCGUGUCAGCUUGCUGGAUUUCAGCACGUCAUUGGGACACUAUGGGAAGUAAGAGACAAGUCUUGUAUCGACGCCGCGACACGGACGUACAAAUGGAUGGAAGAUCAAGAAGUCAGCGAUGAGUCAGUUAGCGAGGGACUUCAUCACGCAGUUAGAAGCCUUCGUGAUGCAUGGCUGGUGGAAAAUACGGCGACAGGAGCAAUCCGGAGGUAUGCAACGCGGUCAGAGAGCACAGCGAGAGGCGCUAACCGAGUGGAUAUUGUUCCGAAUCGCCUACGCCGCACCAUGGAGGGAGAGCCACGCAAUGUAGAGAGUGUUGAGGAUGAGACCUUCACUCCUCUUUCUUGGUGUCCAUACGUUCAUUUUGGUAUAUAG